Tripterygium wilfordii is the source of this 3603-nucleotide messenger RNA. RefSeq lists its product as uncharacterized. NCBI's taxonomy places the organism in Eukaryota, Viridiplantae, Streptophyta, Magnoliopsida, Celastrales, Celastraceae. The transcript has 2 exons. The coding region runs from base 511 to 3603 and encodes 1030 amino acids. The record is from RefSeq and is a predicted model, not a curated record. Gene Ontology annotation, molecular function: DNA helicase activity. Gene Ontology annotation, biological process: DNA repair; telomere maintenance.
CAAUAGAUGCACUCCUUACGUGCUGUUUCAUUGCCGCGCAAAAUUUCGUCGCUACUUCAGCACACAAUUUUGAAUCUCUGUAUUUUCAAGGAUGCAAGAAGGAGAGUGCAGUAGGAAUAAUAGAAAAAGGCGGAGGAAUAUAAUGAUUACUCGUGGACACACCAUUCGACAGAAUGUUAUCCCUGAAACUUGUACAACGCCUGCACCACAACCUACACAUCAACCACAUGUAACGUCUUCUUCCACCGAUGAAGAUAAGCUUGAUUUUGGUCAUCCUGCUCAUACUUGCCAGUAUUGUGGAGCUAUAUUUUGGUUCGCUGAACGAAUCAAGUCACGCUCUUCUCGAUUUCCAGUGUAUACUCUUUGUUGUAGACUGGGUCGUGUGAAGAUGCCACCACUCAAUGAUCCUCCGCAACCCUUAAAAGAACUUCUUAAUUACAAUGGGGAAGAUCUUCAAGAUUAUUUCGUCAGAACUUGCGCUCAUACAACUCUGUCUUUGCCUUUACCUCCAUGGGUGGAAAAAUUGAUGUGGAUAUCAACAGGGGACAAGGGCCAUAUAUCUUUAAAAUAAAUGGCCAGAAUCAUCAUCUAAUAGGAUCGCUUCUGCCAAUGACAGGUCAAAGACCGCAAUUUGCUCAGCUCUAUGUUUAUGACACAAAUAAUGAAUCGUCUAACAGAAUACAAGCUCUUCAAAACUUUGGUGUAAAUCCUCAGCUGGACAGGGAUGUUGUCUGCCAGUUAAUACAAAUGUUUGACAAUGUUAAUCCCUUGGUGAAGGCUUUUCGAAUGGCAAGGGAUAGGCUUAUAGGUGGAGAAGAGCGUUGUGUCUCAUUAGUAUUAUCAGCAAAACGAAAUACAGAUGGAUUGCAAUACAAUGCCCCUUCUUUUCCUGAGAUGGCAGGUCUGAUAGUAGGGGACAUUGGAAAUACAGAUGUGGGAAGAGACAUAAUUGUUGAGCAUCAAACUGGACGACUAAAGCGUAUAGAUGAUUUGCACCCCAAGUUUAUGGCAAUGCAAUAUCCCAUCUUAUUUCCAUUUGGUGAGGAUGGUUUUAUGUUGAACAUCCCUUAUCAGAACAAUGAAGAAAUUCCUAAAUUGAAGAGGGGACAUGUGACGAGACGAGAGUACUAUUCUUAUAUGUUGCAUCAAAGAAAUUAUGGUAAUGAACUGCUUCUUAAAGGGGGAAAAUUAUUUCAGCAGUACAUAGUGGAUGCUUUUACCUGUAUAGAAGAUGAACGAUUACGAUAUAUUCUGUAUAAACAUCAACAGGAGCAUUACAGGUCUGAGAUAUAUAAGGGAAUCCAAGAUGCAUUUCUCCAGGGUGAUACAGCAGCAAACUCAGUUGGCAAGCGUGUAAUUUUACCCUCAAGUUUUACUGGAAGCCCUCGAUAUAUGAUUCAAAACUACCACGAUGCCAUGGCAAUAUGUAGGACUAUGGGAAACCCUGACUUAUUCAUCACUUUUACAUGUAAUGUUCAAUGGGUUGAAAUACAAAAUGCAUUGAAUCUCAUCCCUGGACAGAAGAUUGAAGACAGGCCUGAUAUAAUCUCCCGAGUAUUUCAUAUGAAGCUUGAUGAGUUUAUGAGUGACAUCAAAAAGGGAAGCUAUUUUGGAAACGUUGUUGCUGCUAUUCACACCGUUGAGUUCCAGAAAAGGGGAUUGCCUCAUGUCCAUGUCAUUAUCUGGCUACAUCCCAAUGACAAAUACCCUAACCCGAACGACAUUGACAGAAUUAUAUGUGCAGAAAUUCCAGAUCAAGCAACUGAACCUGCUUUGUAUAACAUUGUCUCAAAAUUUAUGAUGCAUGGACCUUGCGGUUUUGCUAACCCAAAAGCGCCCUGCAUGAAAAAGGGCAACUGUGUCAAGCAUUUUCCUAGGAAAAUCUAUCCUCACACAUCAAUUGGUGAAGAUGGUUUUGCAAUUUAUCGAAGACGAGAUAAUUGUAAGGUCAUUCUUAAACUCGGCACUGAGCUUGACAAUAGAUACGUUGUCCCAUAUAACAAGGGAUUGCUGCUGAAAUAUGAGGCACAUGUUAAUGUCGAAUGGUGCAAUCGUUCAAGAUCAAUAAAGUAUUUGUUUAAAUAUGUUAACAAAGGACCUGACAGAACACGGGCUGUUUUGCAACAACAUCUUCAGGACACUUCUGCUGAAACUUCUGUUUCUUCAUCUCAGCAGCCCCAAAUUGUGGAUGAGAUAAAAACCUAUCUAGAUUGUAGAUAUUUAACUGCCUAUGAAUCAGCAUGGAGAAUUUUUGAGUACCAUAUUCACUAUAAGUUUCCACCUGUUGAGAACUUAACUAUACAUAUGCCAUUGAUGAACAAUAUAGUUUUCAGAGGAGAUAUAGACAUUAAUGAAGUAUUACAUCAACCAGGAAUCGAGAAGACCAUGUUGACAGAAUGGAUGUUCACAAACUCUAAUUUUGACGAUGCCCGCCAACUAACUUAUGCUCAGUUUCCAUCUUUUUGGAGGUGGGAUGGAACAAACAAAUUCUGGUUUCGGAGAAAAAGAGGCAACUGUAUUGGCAGAAUUUCUUAUGUGCAUCCAUCUGCAGGAGAUAUAUACUACCUUAGAAUGUUAUUGUCCCAUGUUAAAGGCCGAACAAGCUUCACUGACAUUCGAACAAUUAAUGGAACUGUUUACCAAACAUUCAAAGAAGCGUGUAAUGCAAUGGGUUUAAUAGGCAAUGAUCGAGAAUGGCAUGAUGCUAUGCAGGAAGCGACAGAAUGGGCAACACCACAUGAGCUAAGAAAUUUAUUUGUAACAUUGAUAGUAUUCUGUGAGGUCAUAGAUGGUAAUAAAUUGUUGCAAGUAAAUCUAAACAGCAUGCAGGAAGAUGUAAUUUACAGACUUAGAAGCAGACUACAGAUGCAAAAUCUAACCAUAUCAGAUGAAGAGACUAAAAACCAAGUUUUGGUGGAGUUGGAGAGUCUAUUCAAAGGGACCGGAUCUUCGUUAGCUGAAAAUGGACUGCCAACACCUGCAAAUCAAGUUACACAGGAGAUUGGAAAUAGGAUGUUGAGAGAGGAAAUAUUACACAACACAUGUGAUCUUCAGAGUCAAAGUUCCAGCAUGAAGAAUCAGAUGAAUGAUGAACAAAGGAAAGCAUACAAUGCAGUUUUGGCAGCUGUUUACCAACAAUCUGGACGUCUAUUUUUUGUUUAUGGCCACGGUGGAACAGGGAAAACGUUUCUUUAUAAUUCAAUAAUAAGCAGGUUACGAUCAGAGGGAAGCAUUGUACUUGUUGUUGCAUCUUCAGGAAUAGCAUCUCUACUGUUGCCAGGAGGAAGAACAGCACACUCAAGAUUCAAAAUUCCAAUUGACAUUCAUGAAGAAUCAAGCUGUCACAUCAAGAAAGGCACACAAUUAGCAGAUCUUCUGAAUAAAACCAGCCUUAUUGUGUGGGAUGAGGCACCAAUGGCACAUAGGUUAUGCUUUGAAGCAUUAGAUAGGUCAAUGAAAGAUCUGUUUAACUCUGAUGAUAAUCCAACUGAUAAUCAGCCUUUUGGGGGAAAAGUUGUUUUGUUAGGCGGUGAUUUUCGGCAGAUUCUUCCUGUGGUUGUUAAGGGUUCAAGACAUGAUACAAUAAAGGCCUGUAUAACUUAG